CCCCCCCCCCUCCCCAGCCUCCUGCCUGGGGUACUUGGUCCAGAACGCGGGAGAAGCAGAGGCGCAGAUCUGGCGGAGGGAGGGCCCGCCGUGGCCGCCCGGAGGAUGGACGGACGGGAGGAGAGCGCUCCCGCUCCCGUUCUCCCUCCGGGCGGCCGCGGCGGGGACAGCGCUGCAGGGGAGAGGUCCGGGUCAAGUUAUCUCCAGCCCAAGCCUGUGGUUACCAGCAUGGAGGAGCAGCCUGAGGUUUCCCACGAAGAACCGGAAGAAGUCAAAACAGAAAAGAGCUCAGAAGACAACCGUUGGCACUCUCAAAGCUACACCCUCGGAGCCAUCUCCAGCUUCCUGUCGACAUUUGUGACCUUUCCCAUCUACAAGCUCGUGUUCCGCCAGCAGAUCCAUGCCGUGUCUGUGCCGCAGGCCGUCAAUCAGCUGCACCAGGAGGGCCCUUGCCGCUUCUACCGAGGAAUCUACCCACCCCUUCUGGCCAAGACCCUGCAGGGGACCCUGCUCUUCGGCACCCACAACAACGUGCUCCAAUAUCUCUCUCCCACCGGACACUCCAGGCUGUGGCAGCGCUGGGUCGCUGGGUCCCUAUCAGGGGUAGUGGAAGCUGUAGUGUUGACCCCCUUCGAACGAGUCCAGAAUGUGCUUCAAGAUGGAAGGAAGGAUGCCCGCUUCCCCAGCACCUCCAGCAUUCUACAGGAAUUCAACUCCUACAGCUUCUGGGAACGGCUAGCCAUGGGCUACUAUCGAGGCUUCUUUCCUGUCCUUCUGAGAAACAGUCUGGGAAGCGCUCUCUACUUCUCUUUCAAAGAUCCCAUCCGAGACAGCCUGAUGGAACAAGAUUUGCCCUCCUGGGUCCCGGCUCUCGUGUCUGGCAGUGUCAAUGGGACCCUCACAUGUCUACUGCUUUACCCACUCAGUGUCCUAGUUGCCAACAUGCAGUCACAGGUAGGUUGGCAGGAAGCACCCGGCCUGCGGGCUUCCGCUCAGGCCGUUUGGGAGGAUAGAGGACGAAAGCUGUCUCUGCUCUAUCGAGGCGGUUCUUUAGUCAUCCUACGUUCCUGUGUGACCUGGGGACUUACCACUGCUAUCCAUGAUUUCUUGCAGGAAAGUAACCGCCCCAAGGUAGAGGAGAGUGACUGAGUAGCCUCAGAGGCAUCCCAGAGGGUUUCAGGACUGUGUUCUUAUAGCCUGGGUCUACAAUAGGCCAAGAACUCACCUCUGGGUCCAUUUGCUUCUUCUGGUCUUAGAGAACUAAGAGCAGUCAUUCAGUCAGGAGAUGAGUUCCCAGCAAUUAGAUUAUCAAAUUAUUUUAUCGUCAGAUAGUAAUUUCAAUAUGUCACUUCAGUCACCACUGUGGGUGCUCUCCCCUUGGACCACCAACACAGAACGAAGAUUCCCAGCAACUCAGUAGAUGGCCUUUCAGAUCUACUCUGGCCGAAACAAUCAAUCACACUGCUGCCAACCUGGUAAUGGGCCUCCCCAAACACAGCUAGACUGGUGCUUGAACAACAGACUGCGAGUCUAUUGCCGGGUCCCUACCCAAAGCCUUUGGAGCCCGGAGGAGGACCUUGGAAGAGUCUUCGAGAGUUCAGGCCCAUUACCACGAAGAGGUAAAAGAGGAAGAGUCCAAGGAAGAGUGACAUUAACACCCAUGUUCACUUUCUGCUCUCACCAAAGCUUCACGGCAUCGAUUGGGUCAUAGAAGCAUUUCACCCUUCUAGCCACAGCGUCAGUUUCCUCAUCCCCACCCUGCCCUUGACUUCGGCCCAACUCUCGGGAGCUGCCGGAAAGAAGGCUGUGCUCUGAGGUCUCAAGGAUUUUCAAGAAAACCAUUGGGAAGAGAGAAAAAACUGCAAGUUUCCUUUCUACUUGCUACAAGUCCAAAUAAGGAGCUAGGGGAGCAAAAC
This is a messenger RNA of Sarcophilus harrisii (Tasmanian devil), 1916 nucleotides long. RefSeq names its product solute carrier family 25 member 53 (gene SLC25A53). The record is from RefSeq and is a predicted model, not a curated record. The transcript has 2 exons. Lineage: Eukaryota; Metazoa; Chordata; Mammalia; Dasyuromorphia; Dasyuridae. Bases 106 to 1149 code for a protein of 347 amino acids.